This is a messenger RNA of Aspergillus heteromorphus CBS 117.55, 1421 nucleotides long. RefSeq names its product putative fructosamine-3-kinase. The record is from RefSeq and is a predicted model, not a curated record. NCBI's taxonomy places the organism in Eukaryota, Fungi, Ascomycota, Eurotiomycetes, Eurotiales, Aspergillaceae. The transcript is spliced from 2 exons. The coding region runs from base 200 to 1231 and encodes 343 amino acids.
UGCUUGUUAAACGGAGCUCGAUAGAAGCAACAACCUUUUGACGUCAUCGGACUGAAAUCAUCUCCGGCCAGUCUUUCGCCUGCGCCCAACUCAGGUACAACCAACCAACUCCAACCAACUCUUUUAAUUAACUUCCCCAUCCCCCUUCUCAUCCAUCACCUUCCCCAGCUCUUUCCUUUCCCUUGACUCUCCCGACACAAUGGCCCCCGUACCCGACUCGCUACUACGAAUCCUGGAGAUCCCCGACCCCGCCAAAGCCAGCCUCUCCACGGCCGGCCUGGGAUCCGGCUUCACCAGCACCGGAGCCAUUCGCGCCACGGUGCCCAGCCCCGACGGCCAUGGGGAAGAGGAGCGUCGCUACUUCGUCAAGACCUCGGCCGACGGCAAGGCCGCCGGGGAGAUGUUCCGCGGCGAAUACGAGUCGCUCAACGCGAUCGCCACCUCGGUCCCGGGGUUCUGUCCACGCGCUUUGGCCUGGGGCCCGCUGGAAGAAGGCAACGGGAAGAGCUUCUUCCUGGCGACCGAGUUCCUCGAUCUCGGGGUGAGCGGCCGUCGAGGGGAGUCGUUGGCGCAGCGACUGGGCAAGCUGCACUCGACGCCUGCCCCGGUCGACCAGGAGACGGGGCGGCGGCGGUUUGGAUUCCCUGUGCCGACGUUCUGCGGCGACACGAAACAGCCCAACCGGUACUGCGACUCGUGGGCGGACUUCUAUGCCAACGAGCGACUGCUGACGAUCCUGGCGACGUCGGAGACCCGCAACGGGCUGGACGCCGGCCUGCGCGACAUGGUGGAGCGGACGGCACGCGUGGUGGUCCCCGCGCUGCUGGGCGAUCGGCACCUUGGAUACGAUCGGAGCGGUCAUGGGGAAGGGAUCACCCCGGUUGUGGUGCAUGGGGAUCUGUGGUGUGGGAAUGCGGAUCGGGGUCGCAUUGUGGGCAGUGGGCGAAAGGCGGAUGAAGAGGCCGGCGAUGUGGUCUACGAUCCGUCGGCAUGCUACGGGCACAGUGAAUUCGACCUGGGGAUCAUGAAGAUGUUUGGGGGGUUUGGGGGCGCGUUCUUCACGGACUAUCACAAGAUGGUGCCCAAGACAGAGCCGGUGGACGAGUACGAUGACCGCGUGAGGUUGUAUGAGCUGUACCAUCAUCUGAACCACCUUGCGAUCUUCGGGGCUGGAUAUAAAUCGGGGGCUGUCGCGAUCAUGCAGAAGCUGUUGCGGAAGUAUGGGAAUUGAUGGGGACUAUAUGCUGUAGAGGAAGAAGGUAUAUAUGGUUUGGUCUCUGGGAUGCUUAAUGAGACUAUCUAUCUCUACAGCACUGGAUCUAUUUGACAGGCGAUUCUGGGUGGCCUUAAUGCUCUCUCGGUCGAGAUGAUGGUGGUGGUGUUCAAUCUACAGCCUGCGGGGCAUGUUGUGAAUUAAUAAU